Lecanosticta acicola is the source of this 832-nucleotide messenger RNA. Lineage: Eukaryota; Fungi; Ascomycota; Dothideomycetes; Mycosphaerellales; Mycosphaerellaceae. The record is from the annotation of a GenBank genome assembly.
AUGGUGAGACGUGAUCUCAAAGCCGGUGAGCGCAGUUCAUCUAACAUUCGAAUAGGCGCCAAAAGUCAACUGCAACCCGCAAAAGCUCGCGGCCGUGGUCGCGUGGCUGCAGAAAUCCCGUACAUGCUACAACAUCAAAGAUCUCGAGAAGCACCUCCCUUCUGUGGCAUCCAUUAACAGCAUGCAAGUCAAAGGUAUCUCAAGACAGCAUCCUCUUGCUCCACCUCAAUCAUCAUCAUCAUCAUCAUCAUCAUCAUCAUCAUCAUCAUCAUCGUCAUCAGCUAAUUCAAAUACCUCUUCCUCGCCAGACUACAUCCAAACGCUGACAGACGAGUCCAUGAUCCGCGUCGAGAAGAUUGGCUCCGGAAACUGGUACUGGUCCUUCGCCUCCCAGGACAAGAAGAACAAGCAGGACACCCUCACCAACGCGCAGACCGAGCACGCCAAAGCCGAGAGCACUGUACGCGAUCUCCGCCACAAGCUCGCCGAGCUUGCCGCGCAGAAGGAGGAAGAAGAAGAGAUGAUGGACACUGGCGGGGAGGGCCGCGAUGAGCUGACGGCGAAGAAAGCAGUCCUCGAGGCGGAUCUCAAGGCCCUGGAGAAGGAAUUGGAGAGCUACAGCGAUAACGACCCGGUUGAACUUGAGCGCAAGCGGAGCGGUGCGAAGGUGAUGAAGACGGAGUUGGAUCAAGUGACCGACGACAUCUACUCCCUGGAGAAAUGGUUCAAGGUCAAUGCGGGAGAUGAAGCGGUUGCGGCCCUGCGAAUGGGCACUUAUGGAGGCGAGUGGGACUCCGAGGAGUGCGAUUUCAAGGAGCUGGUCAUGGCUUGA